CACCUGGGCACCUGGGCUGCCGCGGCGGCGCGGGGCUGCGGCUAGACGCGCGCCAUGGCGGGCGAGAGCCGGAGCCCGUGGGCUCUGGGGCUGCUGCGCACGUUCGACGCGGGCGAGUUCGCGGGCUGGGAGAAGGUCGGCUCGGGCGGCUUCGGGCAGGUGUACAAGGUGCGCCACGUCCACUGGAAGACGUGGCUCGCCAUCAAGUGCUCGCCGAGCCUGCACGUCGACGACAGGGAGCGCAUGGAACUUUUGGAGGAAGCCAAGAAGAUGGAGAUGGCCAAGUUCCGUUACAUCCUGCCCGUGUACGGCAUCUGCCAGGAGCCCGUGGGCCUGGUCAUGGAGUACAUGGAGACGGGCUCCCUGGAGAAGCUGCUGGCCUCCGAGCCGCUGCCCUGGGACCUGCGCUUCCGCAUCAUCCACGAGGCGGCCGUGGGCAUGAACUUCCUGCACUGCAUGUCCCCGCCUCUCCUCCACCUGGACCUCAAGCCCGCCAACAUCCUGCUGGACGCCCACUACCACGUCAAGAUCUCCGACUUCGGGCUGGCCAAGUGCAACGGGCUGUCCCACUCGCACGACCUCAGCAUGGACGGCCUUUUCGGCACCAUCGCCUACCUUCCUCCUGAGCGCAUCCGGGAGAAGAGCCGGCUCUUCGACACCAAGCACGACGUGUACAGCUUUGCCAUCGUGAUCUGGGGCGUGCUCACACAGAAGAAACCGUUUGCAGAUGAGAAAAACAUCCUGCACAUCAUGGUGAAGGUGGUGAAGGGCCACCGCCCCGAGCUGCCGCCUGUCUGCAGACCCAGGCCUCGCGCCUGCGAGAGCCUCCUGCGCCUCAUGCAGAGGUGCUGGCACGGGGACCCCCGGGAGCGGCCCAGCUUCCAAGAAAUCACUUCUGAAACCGAGGACCUGUGUGAAAAACCUGAUGAUGAGGUGAAAGAGACGACUCAAGACCCAGAUGUGAGAAACCCCCCUGAGGCCGAGGCCGAGGCGCCCGUGGCCACCCCGCUCAAGCGAGCCUCUGCCCCGACCUUUGACAACAACUACAGCCUCUCCGAGCUGCUGUCCCAGCUAGACUCGGGCAUCUCCCAGACCCUCGAGGGCCCGGAAGAGCUCAGCCGCAGCUCCUCCGAAUCCAGACUUCCGUCGGCGAGCAGCGGCAAGAGGCUCUCCGGGGUGUCCUCGGUGGAUUCUGCCUUCUCCUCCAGAGGGUCGCUGUCCUUGUCUUUCGAGCGGGAGCCUUCAGCGGGCGAUCUCGGCGCCACCGACGUCCAGAAGAAGAAGCUCGUGGAUGCCAUCGUGAACGGGGACACCAGCAGGUUGAUGAAGAUCCUGCAGCCCCAGGACGUCGACCUGGUCCUGGACGGGGGCGCCAGCCUGCUGCACCUGGCCGCGCAGGCCGGGCAGGAGGACUGCGUCAAGUGGCUGCUGCUUAACAACGCCAACCCCGACCUCGCCAACAGGAAGGGCUCCACCCCGCUCCACCUGGCCGUGGAGAAGAGGGUGCGCGGCGUCGUGGAGCUCCUGCUGGCCCGCAAGAUCAGCGUCAACGCCGCGGACGAGGACCAGUGGACGGCCCUGCACUUCGCGGCCCAGAACGGGGACGAGGGCAGCACGCGGCUGCUGCUGGAGAAGAACGCCUCCGUGCACGAGGCAGACUGCGAGGGCCGGACGCCCAUGCACGUGGCCUGCCAGCACGGCCAGGAGAGCAUCGUGCGUAUCCUGCUGCGCCGCGGCGUGGACGCGGGCCUGCCGGGGAAGGACGCCUGGGUGCCGCUGCACUACGCCGCCUGGCAGGGCCACCUGCCCAUCGUCAAGCUGCUGGCCAAGCAGCCGGGGGUGAGCGUGGACGCGCAGACGCUGGACGGGAGGACGCCCCUGCACCUGGCCGCCCAGCGCGGGCACUACCGCGUGGCCCGCGUCCUCAUCGACCUGCACUCCGACGUCAACGUCUGCGGCCUGCUGGCGCAGACGCCCCUGCACGUGGCUGCGGAGACGGGGCACACGAGCACCGCCAGGCUGCUCCUGCACCGGGGCGCCCGCAGGGAGGCCGUGACGGCCGAGGGCUGCACCGCGCUGCACCUGGCCGCCCGCGCUGGGCACCUGGCGACCGUCAAGCUGCUGGUGGAGGAGCGGGCCGACGUGCUGGCCCGGGGGCCCCGCCACCAGACGGCGCUGCACCUGGCCGCCGCCGGCGGGCACUCGGAGGUGGUGGAGGAGCUGGUCAGCGCCGACGUGCGUGACCUGUCUGACGAGCAGGGGCUCAGCGCGCUGCACCUGGCCGCCCGGGGCCGGCACGCCAAGACGGUGGAGGCGCUGCUCAGACACGGGGCCCACGUCAACCUGCAGAGCCUCAAGUUCCAGGGCGGCCCCGGCCCCUCCGCCGCGCUCCUCCGGCGGAGCAAGACCUAGCCUGCCGCCCCCGGAGCCGGGGCCCCCGCGGUGUUCCGGUCCCCGCGCGUGCUCCGCUCGCCCCGUCUGCGGCCUGCGGGAUGCCGACCGAGUGGGCCGUCGGGAGGCGGGUGGCCGCUGACUCCGGAUUUGCUCCAGUGUCUGCUUGGGCGUCGCCUGCCCACCAUCCCGAUGCGGUUGAUCGGAGCGUGCGCGACCACUGCCCACGGGUGCGCCCGGUGUCAGAGGGACAGUGGGUCGGAGGCAUUUGGUUGCACCCCUCGCUCCUGCCGUCGGUCCCUCGGUGACAGGGCCGUGAGCCCCCCAUCGUGAGCGGAGCCACCUGCGGCUGGGAAGGCGGGCGUGCGGGAGGAGCGGUGUCUUCUCUCUCCAUUUGCAGCGGCAGGCAGAGAAGCCUGUUCCAGAAGUCUUUCGUGGAACCCUUGUUCUACGGAAGAAUAUCUUCAAUAGACGAACAGUGUCAGCUGUCGCUUCAGAUCUGUUAACAACUUUCAUCUCAUUGGAUAGUCUGCUUUCUGCGCCACGAGUGUGAACUGGUAGGUUGGUUUUUAAAGCAAGAACAGUCAUCUUACCAGCCCUUUCAUACCCAGAUUUGUCCAUCACUCAGUCCUCAUGGCUGGCCACACACGUGUGCAUGAGUGCUCCCUGCCCUAGUUCAUUUCUUGUUGCAGAAAAUGUUUGAACUUUAGAGUCAAGUGUCUGAAAGUCAAGAAAAAUUAACUGACAGCCUCGGUUUCGGACUCAGAACCGUGUUACCUAGUUAGAUGAACCACCUUCCUCACCGUUUUCUUUUCAGCCGUCAGUCUUGGCAGGGUGGCGGUUUGUGCCGAGUGAUGCUGUUUUAGGGUCUCCAAGGGGGUUUCUGACCUGCUUUACAAACGGCUACUCUGUGCAGGGGCCUCAGCUUUUGGGGUGUGACCCCCCUGAGUCGGCUCCAGGAGACAGCCUCACGGUCUUGGAUGUAAAAACCCAUUCUUUCGUUGUCACCUGUGUCCCACAUGCACCCGCCUGCCAAUAUUAUUAUUAGAGUCAGUUUGCUCCAGGACCCGACCCUGUAUGCAAACAUGCCCUUUGGACUGGUGUAUGAAACAGAGAUUGAUGUUAAUGUACCAUGUAUGUUAAUGUGAAUCUGUGGGCAGGAUACUUCUUUUCUGUGACAGGAAAUAUCCGGACUGCUUAGAACUGGCUAUGUUUUAAUAUGCCUUGUGCUUUUAAUGUGUUGUGCUACUGUUGUAUGUAGAACAUGUGGAAGAAAAAACUUCUGUUUGAUGUCAAUAAAGCUAAGUUCUCUUCCGAC
Messenger RNA from Balaenoptera ricei (Rice's whale), 3709 nucleotides. RefSeq names its product receptor interacting serine/threonine kinase 4 (gene RIPK4). NCBI's taxonomy places the organism in Eukaryota, Metazoa, Chordata, Mammalia, Artiodactyla, Balaenopteridae. The record is from RefSeq and is a predicted model, not a curated record. The transcript is spliced from 8 exons. Bases 55 to 2412 code for a protein of 785 amino acids. Gene Ontology annotation, molecular function: protein kinase activity; protein binding; ATP binding. Gene Ontology annotation, biological process: protein phosphorylation.